This is a messenger RNA of Arabidopsis lyrata subsp. lyrata, 1413 nucleotides long. RefSeq lists its product as uncharacterized. Gene Ontology annotation, molecular function: oxidoreductase activity. The record is from RefSeq and is a predicted model, not a curated record. The coding region runs from base 205 to 1131 and encodes 308 amino acids. NCBI's taxonomy places the organism in Eukaryota, Viridiplantae, Streptophyta, Magnoliopsida, Brassicales, Brassicaceae. The transcript has 7 exons.
UCAAAUUUCUAGAUGUUGAUAAUUAGCUCAAUUAUUUGAUUCGAUUGUUCACCCACUAGAAUUAUUUAAUUAUUGUCCGCAAGUCAUUAGUGAUACACUGACACUGUAACCCUUGGCAUUAUUUCAUUACGAAUUUACGAUAAGAAGACAAGAAAAAUCAAGCACAAGUUGUGUUUCUCAUACAGAACUCAAGGAUCUUCUCGCAUGGGUUCUCUUGAUUUGCCUUACGCUUCAUCGUUCAAGGGAGGAAGUGAAACAUUUCUCCAGAAUGUGUUUGAAAGUAUACUGAAAACGUAUUUGAGGAAGAACCCGAUGGCGAAGACGAUAUGGGAACUAGUUAAGUCGGUGGACAACGAAAAGAUCUCUUACGACCACUUCUUUUUCAGGACAUUUAAGGUUGAUGGUUACGGAAUUGAUUCCUUGUCAAGUUUUUUCAUGGAUUAUGGAUAUAAAGUUGGAGGCAGACUUGAUUUUCCAAAGAAGAAAGUACAAGUUCUCUGGCUUUCUCCUCCAGAUAUUCACGUCCCCGAUAAUGGUUAUGGUAUAGGCAAUGGCCCUUUGCCACGACUUGUUAUAGCUGAGCUUCUUGUGGAUGAACUAAGCCAUGAAUCACAGGAGAUAAUAAGGAAGUAUUUGAAACCGGAAGGUGGUAAGCAAGCGGUUCUUUCAAGUACUUUGGGCUCUAUAAUUUGGGAGAAGCCAACAUCCACCGAUUUCAAUCAACUUGCUAAAGAAAGCGAAUUUGCGGCAUGGACACUUGUCCACGGCUACACAAUGAACCAUCUUGCUUUCGCGGUUCAUCGUCUUAAACACCGUUUCAGCGACAUCAAAUGUGUCAAAGAGUAUUUUGAAGAAAAUGGAUUCGAACUCAACAAGGAUGGAGGAGUUCUCAAAGUGAGUCAAGAUGGUCUACUGUUACAAGUGUCGGCUAUGUCAGAGAAGCUUGUGGUUGAAUUUGCAGACGGAGUAACUCAAACCGUCCCCGCUUCAUACAUUGAGUUCGUUGAACGUCUAGUUCUCCCACAGUUCAAAGAUAUGCCGCGUGAUGAGAUCAAAGAGCUUCAUAGACGCGAGGGUUUAGAGCAAGCUAGCGCCUACCACAUAAUGGAAAGCACCCGUUUCACAGCAUAAGUGUAGAACCAGCUUGUCUUGUUCAGCUCAAUAUGUCAAGUAUGUGUACUAUUUAAAUGUUUGUAUGUUAUUUUGGACAAUUUGAGUGUGAGAUCUUUAUGUUCUUCUCUUGUGAAGUGACGGUAACUUAAUAUUAACCGUUACCGACGAAUAAUGGAAAACAAAGUGUCAUGUCAUUCAUGUAAAAUCUUUUGAUACUGACGUGACACUUGAUUUUGGUGACUCAACACCUCUUGGUGUUGAAGACCCACGUGCCCUUUAUGUUCCUUUACUUAGUGUCUU